Messenger RNA from Humulus lupulus (European hop), 1137 nucleotides. Its product is annotated as cell number regulator 8. Lineage: Eukaryota; Viridiplantae; Streptophyta; Magnoliopsida; Rosales; Cannabaceae. Bases 161 to 904 code for a protein of 247 amino acids. The transcript is spliced from 3 exons. The record is from RefSeq and is a predicted model, not a curated record.
CGUCUUGUUGACCGCUUCCCACUCUUCUCUCUCUAUCCGCCCUUUUAUCGAUAAUUCUUAUUACAAAGAACCCAAUAUUAGGUCUGAAAUUCGGGCAUUAGGUCUCAAAUUCCUGUCCGAAUUUCAACUUUGGGGAACUUUUUCUUCGAUUUCUUGGAUCAUGGCGACCAACAACGAUACCGACAACAAUGGCGUUGACGAGUUGAGUCCAUUUCUCGCCAAGCAAGUCGAUGGAGCUGACGAGAAAAAUACCGGAAAACCCUCGAAGGAUUCUUCGCCGGAGAAGACUCCGGCACCGGGAUAUGUCAAUUGCGGCGCCGAAUAUGGCUGGACCGCUGAUGGAUUGCCUUUAGGGCACGGCAGUGUCGUUGGUGAGCCAAUUCGCCGGAAUCAGUGGGAUUCUAGCCUCUUCGCUUGUCUCGGGCGCAACGAUGAAUUCUGUAGCAGCGAUCUUGAAGUUUGUCUUCUUGGAAGUGUGGCUCCUUGUGUGUUGUAUGGAGCCAAUGUUGAGAGACUUGGGUCCAGUCCUGGUACUUUUGCGAAUCACUGUUUACCUUACUCUGGUCUAUAUCUUCUUGGAAAUUUCUUUUUUGGUGGGAACUUUCUUGCUCCCUGGUUUUCAUACCCCAGCCGUUCUGCAAUCCGCAGGAAGUUUAACCUAGAGGGUAGCUGUGAAGCACUCGAUAGGUCCUGCGGGUGCUGUGGAAGCUUUGUGGAAGAUGAGUUGCAGCGCGAACAGUGUGAGACUGCUUGUGACUUUGCUACUCACAUCUUCUGCCACACGUGUGCCCUUUGUCAGGAAGGUCGUGAGCUCCGUCGCCGGCUUCCUCAUCCUGGUUUCAAUGCUCAACCAGUUUUGGUUAUGAUUCCCCCUACAGAGCAAACUAUGGGCCGUGGAGCUUAAAAGCAACUGCCGUGACAUGGAUGAUUGUGGUCUACCUACUAUUGUGAUAUUAUCAUAUGAUACCUAAAAUUGUUUUACUAGGUUCUUUUUGUUUAAACUUAUCUAAGCAAAAAUAUACAUGAAAAUGUAGACUUGUGCACAUGUUGUGUUUAUUUCAAUACUUUUAUUUUAAAAAUAAUAUAUUUGUACGAUUAUUCCUGGUUUUGAAAUAGAGUUGCAGAGUGUUCAUAUUA